This is a messenger RNA of Trematosphaeria pertusa, 711 nucleotides long. RefSeq lists its product as uncharacterized. The coding region runs from base 179 to 556 and encodes 125 amino acids. The transcript is spliced from 2 exons. NCBI's taxonomy places the organism in Eukaryota, Fungi, Ascomycota, Dothideomycetes, Pleosporales, Trematosphaeriaceae. The record is from RefSeq and is a predicted model, not a curated record.
GGAGCAGGCCGUGGGGCUCUACUCAGUCCGAGUAAUUUCUUCUGUUGAUCUCCUUAGCAUAGCAAGGCGGAAUGGCUCGUGGCCGCCGGCCAUCAAUGCAGCCCGGGCACUAUAUCCAAGACGACGAAGGUUAGCUCGCACCGUUGCAUCGCGCACUGUAGAUGCGGAGGAAGACGGAAUGCGGCUUGUAGCUGGUGGUGCAGGGCUACGUCAGGACGGCGGCGAGGGAGUCGGUGUGCUAGCAGCUGAAGAGCCCACAAAACGGCCGCAUGCGGCUAGCGGGCUCUCGUCGCUCAGCCCUGAGAGCCCCGCCAUCGCAGGACACGGCAGCGGAGGCAGAGGCACCACCGCCUUUUCUCUCCCUCCACGCCGUCAAUCGCCUGCUUCUCUCCCUGCCCUCGCCCGCCUUUGCGCUGCGAGGCGUUCUUCUUUGCCCGGGACAAUCUCGCUUCCGCGUCCGGUUUCGACAGCCGCCCCGCCGCCCUGUCGCCGUCACCGUGUUAGACCACCGCUGGUUGCGCCAGUCGCAGUCAUCACCUCCGCGCCGCGCGGUUAGACCAGAGCGAGCCCUAUAUCACCCCCGCCGUCGCCCGCAGCCUGCUGCUGGGAGCCCUUUUGCACAGUCUUACUCUCUUCUCUCCUGCCUUCUCCGCACCUGCCCGCACGUCGCCGCGACCCCGCCUGCGCCCGAGCUCAACUCAGCUGCGUCAA